CCUCAAGCAGCGCGCGUCUUAUCGUAACCGUCGCAUAUAUCAUAUCCCUGGCUCUAAAUUCUCUACUCUUUCCUUCUUUGGUACCACUAGAACUACACACCACCGCCGAAAUCUAUUGACCGUUUUCGAUGGAGACUAUUAGGGAAAACUCUGCCGGACUGGGCGGGCUGUGGAAGCCACCGAGCGCGAGAAGAGGGCGGAUCGUGCGGGGACAGCAGGCAGUUCCGUUCUUCCAAAAGUCUGGACUUCCGGACACUGUUCUGGGCGGGCGUGGCGAUGAAACUCAUUUCGCUGGCGCAAUCUCACAAGCCGUGGCCCUGAGCAACCUCAAUGACGAGACGCAGUUGCCUGAUAUGAAGGGGGUCGACCUUGCGCAGGUUUUCGCACAGUUUGGGGCCAGUGCUGCUGGCCUCCAAUUCCAGCGCAUCCUUAGCAGUGCCAGCGCAGGGCGCACGCGGCGCGACUCGACGUCUUCCAGCGCUGGAUGGCCAAACGUCGCGGGCAGCGCUGGCGCAGGCGAUGACAGCGCUGCUGGCGAGAUUACGGUUUUGGCCAGAGAGAAGCAGCAGUACCAGCAGAUCUUUGAGAAGAGCCAGCCCAUAGAUGGGGCAAUCAGCAGCGCAGCGGCUAAGGCUCUUUUCAUGAAGACCAAGCUGACUAAUGAGCAGCUGGGCACGCUGCGGCUGCCCGGCUUUAUCGUUGCCAUGUUCUACAUCCGGCGCAUCAUGGAGAACCGCAACUACAGCAGCCUGAUGAACGGCUCGAGCGCUGAUUUGGCGCUAACACUCGCCAGCCCUGCGCAGUGGGACGUGACCAAUGAGGAGCGCGUGCGGUACAGGCAGUUCUUUGACAGCCUGGACACGCAAAAGGCCGGGUUUUUGUCCGGCGAUGUUCCUGUAAAUUUCUUCCUCAAGUCCAACCUGCCUGAGAUGCUCCUGUCCAAGGUUUGGGACCUUGCCGAUGUCAACCAUAACGGCAAGCUCAGCCGUGAGGAGUUUGCUGUGGCCAUGCACCUGAUCAACCUGCGUCUGGCCGGCGGCGAGAUCCCGGACACACUGCCACCAGCGCUGGUGCCGCCGUCGAUGCGCAAGGUGUCGAUCACCAGCAACAGCAUGCACAACCUUAGCCCGCAGAUACGCCCGGCGUCAGCCAGGAGCCACUUGCAGUAUGGCGACAACUUGAAGCGUGCCCCUUCGUAUGCGCCGCAUGUUCGCGGACCAAUGCCCAUCAGCAGGUCCCCCGCACCCCUGUCGCCAGUCUACGACGAUUCGGAGAUCUCAGGUCUGCAGACGCAGCUGGGCCAAAUGGAGGACAUGUCGCGCGGCCUGCAAAUGCAGCGCACAAACACAGCCAACCAGAUUGCCAUUUCCGGGUCUCGCAAGCAAGAGCUCGAGGUCAAGAUCUCUGCGCUGCAUUCGUCGCAGGAGGCCGAGACGCGCAUCAACCAGGAGCUGAGGGACAAGCUCAAGGUCGAGGAAGACCGCGUUGGCGAGGCGAGCCGCGUGCUUUCUGUAGUGUCAGCGCAGCGCUCUGCGCUCGAGCAGGAGGUCCACCGCGUGCAGACGCAACAGCUUGCGCUGCAGCAGAGGCUGCAGCAGGCGCAGGAGGACUCGCGGCAGCUGUAUGGGGAGGUCGCAGAGCUUGACCAGCACAGGUCGAUCGCCGCGAUGCAGAGCCAGAUUUCGCAGCAGGAGGAGACCAACCGCGCACUGAGCGAGAAGGCUGAGGGCUCAAGACGACUGACGCAGACCUCGUCGUCACUAUCGCAGAAGGCAACUUCAUUAUCGCAGGCAAACUCGCAAUCAAACGCGUCAUUUGGCGAGACCUUCCAGGCGAUUACUGCGCCUCAGGACCAGCUGGCCACUGCUGAGAAUCGCGAAGCGCACAGCAGCAUUGCCGAAAUUCCGGCAACAUUUUCCCCUGUAGCUGGUCAGCAGCAGCAGCAGCGGAGCGUGUCGCCCGCAGCGAUUUUGCAUCGGUGGCUUCUUUCGCCGGCCAUGGUGGCUCCCGUCGCUCAGAUUGCCACCAGCACGAACGCAUUUGACUCCUUCGGUUCGCACGAGGCAGAUCCAUUUGAAGAGUUUUUGACCGCCGCCACGUCAUCCAAGCCAACCUCGCCGCUGAGCAUCCGGAGUACCAGCAAUUUGCUCUGCGGUAGCGCCAUUGCCUCUUCGCCGAUCAUGGCCAAAUCCACACCGGCAUCGCCAUUUGCCUAUGCUGCGUCCGCUAAGAGCUCGGAAUUUGCUGCCGACUUUGGCUCGGCAUUUGAUCUGCUUCCAGGAUCCGCCGAGCGGGCGAUCAAGAAGGACAUGGAGAAGUUCGACGAACAGUUCCCCGAAAUCAACACCUCACCCUCAGCGCCGGCUGUGCCUACUGUUGAGGACACAGAGGGCGUAGCUGACCUGACAUUCGAGUCUGUUUUCGGAUCUGGUGACAAGGUGGAGCAGGCGGCGGCACCAGCCACCACGGCUAAGGCAGCCGAGAAGAAGAGCAGCGACUCAAGCAACGAUGAUGGCUUUGUGCCUCCGCCGGUUGUCAAGCGUAUCAAUGCUCCGGUGUUCGGCCAAUGUCGCGAGUGCUGUCAAUGUUCGUCCUCUUCCAACAACCGCACAAGCUCGAUGCCGGGGACGCCAGCGCUUCCGCCAAGCCGUGAUCAGGAUAAAAAGUUUGAGGAGAAGUGGGCCAAGGGUGAUUGGCCUGAUUGGUAUUGCAAUGAGCGCCGCAUGCUUCUUGAAAUGGGAUAUAGCAAGGAUCGCGUUGUCGAGGCUCUCGAAGUCAACGAUUUCAAUCUGGCACAGGCAUCCGAUUAUCUCUUGUCGUCGUAAAAAAAUGGGAUGCUUUUUCAUAUUUAUAUUUUUCUUAGGUUGCGCA
Molecule: messenger RNA, 2871 nt
Organism: Kickxella alabastrina
Lineage: Eukaryota; Fungi; Kickxellomycota; Kickxellomycetes; Kickxellales; Kickxellaceae
Exons: 19
Coding region: 129-2825 (898 amino acids)
Biological process (GO): endocytosis; endosomal transport
Cellular component (GO): cytoplasm; plasma membrane
Molecular function (GO): protein binding; calcium ion binding
Source: RefSeq, a predicted model, not a curated record